ACAGAAGCUGCCUCCGGAGCAGGGCGCCGGGGUGAGGGGUUUGUGAAGGGCACGGGAAGGCCGGGGUCCGGACUAUUCUUCUUGGGCCCCUGGAGACACAAUGGCGGCCUAAGGACUUUACGCGGUUUAGGAAUGGCCCAGGCCUGGACUUCAUAAUGGAAGGUCUGGGAUUUAGCAGGGUUUGGUAGCUCAUACCUGGAACACCCAAACUUGAGAGACUGAGACAGGAGGAUUGCCACAAGUUUGAGGCCAGCCUGGUCUACAGAGCUUCUUCACAAAAUCAUUGAUGGCUUCUGUGGCCGAGCUUAUCCUGCCCACCAGGAUUAUCACAGUGUCUGGAAUUCAGCUGAGUGGAAGCAUGUUCUCGAAGAUGUUACCACGUUUUUCAAAGCGGUCGUUGGCAAAAACUUCUCUGAGGAAGAGGACUUUUGGGGAACAGAAGUUCUGAGGUUAAUGCAGUCCAGUUUGCCAGUCUUUCUUUUGGCGGGUAGUGCUGUCUCUGUCGUAUUUAAGAAAUAUGAAGACACUCCAGCAACUGAACCAACUGAAUUCAUGUCACCAAGAAGCUGUUUUGAAAUGUUUAAAGAGUAGGAGAAAUGAGAUCAAGCAGGCCCUGUUGGGGGAAAUAGUUGAUAUUUCUUGUGCGCAGCUGCAGGAUUUUGAUUGGCAGUUAAAGCUCGCGCUUUCUAGUGACAAGAUUGCCACCUUGCAGAUGCCCCUUUUGAACCUUCAUCUGGAUGUGAAGGAAGAUGACAAAGUGAAACCGUACACUGUUGAGAUGAGUAAAGAGGAGUUACAGAGUCUGAUCAGCUCCUUGGAGGCCGCUAAUAAGGUGGUCCUGCAGUUAAAAUAACUGGAAAUGGUGACCAUCAACACCUCAGAUUUCAGUGCUGCACCGUGGCAGAGGGAGUGCUGUCCAUAUUCAGCGGGUGGAUGCUCCAUCAGGCUGAGCAGGCAGCAGCUCUGAGAUCACAGAGAUGGAAAUCCGUCAGAAACCCUAAGGGACAGGAAAUUGCAUGACUGAUAGGAAGUGCAUAGGAUGAAAGAAGAAAGAGCUGAAGUCACAGCCCGUGUUUUCACAGUGAUCGCUUUGUCUCAUUUAUUAAACAUCUGAGAAACUUUGUAGAUAACGUUUUAUCAAGAGGUAAAAAUAAGUUCUGAAGUAAUGUAAACACACAGAGCACAGACACGCUGGACUGUUCUUAAAUGCAAACAGCAAGACAUGUAUUCUUAAUAUGUAAUUUGUGAUAUUUGAAAAUAAUGUUUUAAGGUGUAUCCAAGCUACAUAUGUAAUGUAGGAGGUUUCAUAUCUUUCUCAUGUUUCAAAGAAAAGAUUUUUAAGUUGUAAAUUUUUAAAGAAAAUCUGUUAUCAGACAUGAACAAGAAAACAUUUAAAAUUUGUAUGCAUAGUUUGGGAAUAAUUUGAAUAACAAAAUUCCUAAGAAAUUUAUGAACUAAAACAAAAACUUCAAAAAAAUGCAAAUAACAUUGUUAUUUUCACAUCCUCACUUCUUGGGAGACCAUGGUCUGAGGAAAUAAGAAAACUGUCAAAGAUGGUAUAGUUACAUAUUGUUACUCACAUCAAGGGUGUUUUUAUAAGGUCUGAAUAUGAAAUUUGAGCUUUUGGAUGGUGACAAAGUAAUUGUAAUACAAACCACUUAUCACCCUAGCUAACUGAAAAUAAGCAUUCUGAACAAAUACAAGCUGGUCGUCUCUUCCUGUGUUGCUUGAUUUCAGUGACUUCCCAAAUAGCUCACUUGUUGGUACAGAAUUAACUGGUCGCUGCCGUGUGCAGUUCUGUGGCUCCAUAAGGCUCCAGUCUGACAGCCGGGAGCGGUGAUGACUACUGUUCUCCUCCUACGGCUGCAGGCAGCCUCAGACAAGGCUGCUCUAUGGGCUGCGACAUAGCAGUGAUUAGGAAAGGAGCUUGGGCCAGCGGGUUCUCAGUGUGCUGCUUUUCUCAUCAAGAAAUUCGGGUGUGGAAAGUGGACCUAUGCGGUAUGUUCACGCAGUUACUGAUUUCCUUGUUAGGCAAGUUUAUUAAGUCAGCACGGAGCAUUGGCAGCUUGUGGAACAAUGUAUCAGGCCUGGUCCAGCAGUCUCUAUUGCUUCCUUCCUUUCAGGGCAGCCCUUCAUAGGAGAAUACCUUGUUCUCUUCCACCCCCAACAGCCUGUUGCACAGCUUUUCUGAUUGGCACACAGUUUGAUUGACACACUAUAAUGUCCAUAUUUAAAGUGUUGGUUCAAUACAUUUGACCAACAGAUACUCAUGAAAGCAUCUCCGUAGUCAAGGAAUACAGGCCCACAUGCAAGCUUUCUCUUGUCCUCGAUAGUCUCCAUCCCUGGGCGUUCACCCUUGGUCACUUCUGCUGCACUUCUAGUCACCAUGGGUUAGGGAAAAUGGGCUCAUACAGUAUGUCUUGUUCUUCUCUUUACUGUUGGUAAUGGUGCAGGACACCGUGUUUUCCAACCAAGCUUAGUCUGCCUCCAAAACAAACAAUAACAAGCCAAAUUAAAUCUGUUUUUUUUUUUUUUCCCCAGCAUCUUUCUUUGUUCUUGGACAGGGCCUUAACUGCUGCCUGGGCUGUCCUAGAACUCAACUACGUAGACCAGGUUAGGUCUUGAACUCAUGACAGUCUUCUGGCUUCAGCUUUCUAAAUAAUUGGAUUGCUGAUAUCAGCCAGCAUGCAUGAUGUUAGCAUUAUUUCAAGUUACUCUUAUUGCACAUGCCAGUACUUUGUUCCUUCUUAUGGCUGAAAAGCAUCAUGUUGUAUAAUUCUUACAGUUUAUCUGUUGGUAGCUUUUUGGUGGUUUCAACAUUUGCUUGUCCUAGUGAAGAGAAUGCUAUGAGCAUUUGUGUGCAUAUCAUGUAAUGAAGAAAUGGUGUCUUUGGAGUGACAUAGCCAGGUCCUGUGAUAGGCUCAUACUUAUCUUUCUAUUACUCAUAUUCCAUUCCCGCUUGUUUGUUAGCAUUCUGAUCCACCUUCCCUUAGUGUGACAGGUCUUCCUGGUUUCAGCUAUUUUGGUGUCAUAUUAUGGGAUCUCAUUGUGUUCCUUUUCUUUUCUUUUCUUUUCUUCCCAUUUCUUUUCUUUUUUUUAAGAUUUAUUUAUUUAUUUCAUGUAAAGGAGUACACUAUAGCUAUCUUCAGACCCUCUGGAAGAGCAGUCAGUGCUCUCCAGCCCCCUCAUUGUGUUUCUAACAGUCACUUAAUGACCAAUCGAAUUCAUCAUCACUUAACAUGUUCUGUUGUCUGUGCAUCUCGCUGGACUCUGUUCAGACCUAGUGCCUGGUUUUUUUUUUGUUUUUUGUUUUUUUUUUUUGAGACAAGGUUUCUCUGUGUAGCUCUGACUGUCCUGGAACUCACUCUGUAGACCAGGCUGGCCUCAAACUCAGAAAUCCGCCUGCCUCUGCCUCCCGAGUGCUGGGAUUAAAGUCUUGCGCCACCAUGCCCGGCCCUAGUGUCUGUUUUUAAGGCGGAUUCUUAGUCUUGUUUCUUAGCACUGUGCUCUGACAGUUCCUUUCUAAAUGCAAGGCCUUCGGAUACUCCGUUCCAUACUCCAGGAUCUUUUUGUUUUUCCUGUACUUAGGUGAUAUUGAUUUCAGAGGUCAGCUUUAGAGAGAAAGGUUAAGAGGCUGGCAGAGUUUCCAUAUCAUGCCUAGUUUCUCCUCGUAACUGAUUACACUGUAGGGCACUUGUAAUUGGUGAAAUAAAACAUGACCAUUAGCUAACUUUUCUAGGUUAUUUGGAUUCCCUAAGAAUUUUAGCUGUUUCCCUCACCGUUGCUGACCUUGAUCUUAUGGAGAAAUGUGUGUGACUCACAGGAACAUACCAGUGUUUUUCUCAUAGUUAAACUGGAGUUACAGGUUUUGGGAGAGAAGAUUGCAAAGACAAAGUGCCAUUUUUAUCACAUGAUUUAUGACCUGAUGCGACUGUAACCACGGUGGGAAGGCAACGCCUGUUAGAUUUCCACACUGUGAAGUGACUUUCUUGUCCCAGGCUCUUCUCUUUGGGUGGGGAUAGCUGUGUUCAGCCUGGACUAGAGCCAUGGGGAGCUCUGCUCCUCAUUACCCCGUUGAAGUGUCUAUAGAAGUUGUGUGCAAUUCACUUUUUUUCCCUGUGUUUUCUCCCAUAAAUUAUUUUGUCAUCUA
Molecule: messenger RNA, 4150 nt
Organism: Mus musculus (house mouse)
Lineage: Eukaryota; Metazoa; Chordata; Mammalia; Rodentia; Muridae
Gene: Commd8
Product: COMM domain containing 8
Exons: 7
Coding region: 518-853 (111 amino acids)
Cellular component (GO): cytosol; cytoplasm; protein-containing complex
Source: RefSeq, a predicted model, not a curated record